AUGGCGCGCCGGCAUGCAGGCGCGCGGGAUUCAGCUGGCGUGCAGCUCUCGCCGUUGCUGCAGAAUCCUGGCCCCGCGCCGAAGGGCGAACAUGUCGACGUCGGUGCGGGCCUGGCCCAGAUCACCCUGAGCGGCCUUCCGCAGUCCCUGUGGCCAAGGUCGGCGAAGACCGACGCGCUGGACACCGAGGUGCAGCGCGCUGAAGACAGGGGCAUCGCGCACCCGUUCAGCAAGAAAGAGCUCGCGAAGUUUCAGCCGCUAUGCGCGCGCGGCGCGGGCGAUCCCCCCGACGAUGACGAGCCCGAGUUAAAAGAGGCAGCCGCGUUGGCCAGAGCGCUCGGGCGGGGAGCCGCGGCGGAGAGUCAGCCGCUUCUGACGUGGACGCCACGGCACCGAGCUUUCGACGCGUGGAGCGCGGCGGCGGCGGUCACAGAUCAGCGCUCGCGCGCGAGCGCCAUGGUUGCACUGGAUGCCCCCGUGCAGGGGCGGAAGGCCCAGGUUGCCUCGGUCUACGACCGCCUCGCGCAGAGGACGUGGGCCGAGCGCGCCGCCGCCGGCGUGGCAG
Molecule: messenger RNA, 565 nt
Organism: Prorocentrum cordatum
Lineage: Eukaryota; Dinophyceae; Prorocentrales; Prorocentraceae
Source: the annotation of a GenBank genome assembly